AAGGCUUCCCACCAGGACAAACGUCGGUCAUUUAUGGUUUUAGAGACAUCUAUUGGAAGAACUGUAGUAUGACAUGGGCUACUCUACUCGUGGGGGUGGAUCCAUAAACUUGAGUGGUUCUACAAGUUGUUUGAUUUGGAACAAGACCGACAGGCUGUGUUUGGCAGACUCCGCGUCAGAAUGUUAAUGACAGGUCCGCGUUAGAAAGAAAUUGCCAUCACAGGCUUAAACGGAUUUUUUUUCUCCAUCGGAUUGUUUCCUUAUGUUGUACUUUACCGGGACUUUCAAGUUGAGGAUACAUUCUGACAUUAAGAGCAUGGCGUUGGCUGAACCAGCGGAGCUGUUGGUGAUAAAGGACCAGCAUGACCGUGCGCUGGCGUGCCUAACCCGAGGGCUGGCUGCCGACGAGGCUGGGAGAAGACCUGAGGCCCUGGAGCUCUACCGGAGGGGCAGGCAGCACCUCACCCAGGGCCUGGAGGUGCCUACUGGGGGGGACAGGCACAACGGAGCCCCUUGGGACACGGCCAGACAGCUUCAGCUGAAGAUGAGGCUGACUCUGAGGAACAUCUCCACCAGACUCAACGACCUGGAGACUGCAGAGUCCACGACCACGGAGGGGCCAAGUGAACCAGCGUUGGAUCUUCCCAAGCAGACUCUCUAUCCCACUCUGGGGCCCAACGUUCAGCCUACCUCCAGCCCCCUCCUCCACCUCUACCCUACCGUGCCCGUCACCUCCACCCAGACCCUGCACCCACCCACACCUUCUCCUCCUGCUGGGGCUUCAGGGACCACAGGCCCAUCUCUGCCCAACUUCCCAGUGCCGGCCCUGGGAGCCUCAGGAGAGCAGCCCCCAGCCUAUACACCCCAGCCCACGGAGGGGCACCACAGGCUGGCCUACAGCCCUGUAGCGGCCAGAGCGGGAGAUGGAGAUGAGCUGCUGUUUCUCCCUAGAGGGGUGCAGAUGUUUUUCGUGAGUGCCGAAGGACAGGUCAGCGCCCCGUCUCACCCUGGGUAUCUACGCAUCAUCACUUUCGGCGGCGGGAGCAACGACGUGUCUGGCAAAGCGUCUUCAGCCUUUCUACACGUGUGUGACUGGCUCUACCCUCUAACCGUGGAGACCCCAGUGCUACUGGCCAACUCUGGCAUCUUCAUGUUCCCAGACACCAUGGCUGGCCCCCAGGGGUCCUACGUGGGCAUAGUGCUGUCCUCAGAGAUGCCUGAGGCAGACAGAGACAUGUUCCAGGACAUUCUGGCCCAGCUCACAGACCUCAGGAUCCAGGCUCUGGAGGAGGGGUCAAGUUCAGAGGUCAUGAACCUGAGUGAGAAAGUCCCCAUUGGUCCGCCCGGGGAGAGGUCAGGAGUCCCCAUGGCAACUGGGGGUGCGAUGGGGGAGGAGGAGAAGCCAACUGUCCCUGAAUGGAGCGAGAAGAUGUCCCAAAGCAUCCUGGCAGGCACCUCUUGGCUGAGUAAAGGCUUUCUGAAAGGGGCUGAGGCCACUGGAAAGGCCAUCCACAAGGGGGCAUCCAAGCUGCGCGAGCACAUCACCCCGGAGAACACCCCUGCGGAGGUUAACCCCCGUGUCACCAGGGGCCUGCACGUGGCCAAACAGGCCACCGGGGGCGCUGUGCGCGUCAGCCAGUUCCUGGUAAACGGAGUGUGCACGGUAGCCGGAUGUGUGGGGGACAAGCUAGCCCCCCACGUGAAGAAACACGGCGCCAAGCUCAUCCCAGAGUCCAUGAAGAAGACCCAAGAUGGACGCUCAAACCUGGAUGGUGCCAUGAUUGUAGCGGCGAGCAGUAUGCAGGGUCUCUCGGCUAUAUGGACCGGUUUGGAAACUGGGGCGAAGACUGUGGGCAAAAGCGUGAGGUCUGAGACUGUCACGACGGUGAAGUAUAAGUAUGGUGAAGAUACGGGACAAGCCACAGACACGGCUGUCCAGUCUGUCGUCAACGUAGGCGUGACGGCCUUCAACAUGGACAACCUGGGCAUGAAGGGCAUAUUGAAGAGCACCGGGAAGACCACCGCCAAGGCUGUGGUCAAAGACCACAACCCAACAACCGAAGAACCGACAGAGAAGGGGUAUGGGGAGAAAGGGAAGUAAGGGGUGUAGGCAAAAUGUUUUCCUGUGGUCACGUGUUCUGUUUUCUUUUGCAAAAUUAGCAGAAAGAGGGUUUUACUUUAAGAUGUUUUUUUAUUAUUAUUAUUAAAUACUACAUUUAGAUAUCUGAUUGAUUAACUGCCGACUUCUUGUAUCUUAAAAUGUAUCUAUUUUGAUAUUGAUUCACAAUGUAUUUUAUCCAAGUAUUUCCCAGCCCUAAUUAUGUGCAAUAUUAACUUUUAAACCACUCAAUUAGAUUAGUAUUAUUCAUGCCAUUUGUUCAUAUUGCAAAGAUAACCCCAAACUCCAUUUAAAUACCAUGAAGAAAAUGUAGGAUUAGGCUAUGUGUACAUUAUUGAAUACACAUACUGAUAUUUCUGUUUAUUGUCCCUUGGUUCAAAUAAAAAGGGGAAACCGGUAGAGUAUUCAUUCCUAAUGCGUCAUUUAGACCCAUGUGCAACGCAUAUCACAUAUCUCAACUAUUGCUAUCGUAUAACUUAACAAUAAAAAGCAAUUG
Osmerus eperlanus (European smelt) is the source of this 2615-nucleotide messenger RNA. RefSeq names its product spartin a (gene sparta). The transcript is spliced from 8 exons. NCBI's taxonomy places the organism in Eukaryota, Metazoa, Chordata, Actinopteri, Osmeriformes, Osmeridae. The coding region runs from base 263 to 2101 and encodes 612 amino acids. The record is from RefSeq and is a predicted model, not a curated record. Gene Ontology annotation, biological process: cell division; negative regulation of BMP signaling pathway. Gene Ontology annotation, cellular component: plasma membrane.